This is a messenger RNA of Cavia porcellus (domestic guinea pig), 787 nucleotides long. It is a transcript of the gene Hcrt, whose product is annotated as hypocretin neuropeptide precursor. Gene Ontology annotation, biological process: eating behavior; positive regulation of transmission of nerve impulse; regulation of neurotransmitter secretion. NCBI's taxonomy places the organism in Eukaryota, Metazoa, Chordata, Mammalia, Rodentia, Caviidae. Gene Ontology annotation, cellular component: perinuclear region of cytoplasm. The transcript has 4 exons. The record is from RefSeq and is a predicted model, not a curated record. The coding region runs from base 359 to 691 and encodes 110 amino acids. Gene Ontology annotation, molecular function: neuropeptide hormone activity; type 2 orexin receptor binding; type 1 orexin receptor binding.
CCUGGGCCCAGCACUUCCGCCAUGCUCUUUCCCAGGCUAGACCAGGCCCUGAGCGUGUGUGGCGAAGUCACCAGGGAGCACCUGUUCUUGGAGGCCCUGUACUGGGCUGUGGCACAGUGGCCAGGCGCCGAGCUGCUGGACCACUGUUGUGUGGGAUGCAGUGUCUUGGACUCCUCCAAGGGAUCCGCUCCGCACUAUGAGGUGUUCCUGGACCUGAGGGGGCUGAGGAACCUGUCGGAGGAAAACCGAGGCAAAAGCACUAUAAACCCCAGCCCUGGCGGCAGCCACAGUCACAGCCGGGAGGACCCUGGGCACCCAGACCCCUGAUCUGCAGACACUCCAGAGAGCCCUAGGCACCAUGAGCCUGCCCCCCACAAAGGUCUCCUGGGCCACCGUGACACUGCUGUUGCUGCUGCUCCUGCCGCCCGCUCUGCUGUCCCCCUGGGCGGCCGCGCAGCCCCUGCCCGACUGCUGCCGCCAGAAGACCUGCUCGUGUCGGCUGUACGAGCUGCUGCACGGCGCGGGCAACCACGCGGCCGGGAUCCUCACGCUGGGCAAGCGGCGGCCGAGGCCCGCGGGGCUGCAGGGCCGGCUGCAGCGCCUCCUGUUGGCGGGCGGCAACCACGCGGCUGGCAUCCUCACCAUGGGCCGCCGCGCAGGUGCGCAGCCGGGGCCGCGGCGAGGGCUCUGAGCCCCCUCGAGGUCCGCUGCGCGCCUCCACCCCUCCCACCCUGCUUCCCAGUGUCGGUCCUUAACAGAAAGCAAUAAAGAUGAGGUCUGUGCGUGA